This is a messenger RNA of Andrographis paniculata, 1510 nucleotides long. RefSeq names its product deSI-like protein At4g17486. NCBI's taxonomy places the organism in Eukaryota, Viridiplantae, Streptophyta, Magnoliopsida, Lamiales, Acanthaceae. Gene Ontology annotation, biological process: protein deubiquitination. The coding region runs from base 634 to 1380 and encodes 248 amino acids. Gene Ontology annotation, molecular function: deubiquitinase activity. The transcript is spliced from 4 exons. The record is from RefSeq and is a predicted model, not a curated record.
UCCAGAUACGAAGGGGGAAGGAAAGAACAAGGGCCAAUUGCCCAGAUGCCCGAAUUGAGCUAAUCCCUGUAGUCUGUAGAUCCAUUUUAAAAAAAUAGAAAACGCUCAGAGGUGAGGUGAGGUGAGGUGAGGUGAGAUAAAAAUCUAAGAGGGAGGGGAGAGAGAAGGAAUUGUUCUGCGUAGUGUCAGUGUCGCCAUAACUUCCAAAACUGGGAGUGUCUCCAUCUUUACCCUUUUCUUUACCUACCAGGACUAGGCUGGGGUGCAAUAAUUCUGCCUUUGCUCGAACGGGUUUUUUUUGUUUCAACUGGGUUUGACGCCUUUUUGCAGUGCCUCCCUCCUCUAUUUUACCUACGAUUGAAUUGUCAGGAAGGAGGCAGCCCACCGUGCGUUUCUGCGGAUAAUUCAGGGGAGAAAGGGCCAUUCGCUAGUUACCCAUUUCCAGGUGCUUUCCAACGCUCCCACUGCCCUCGCCCUGCAAUGUUGUGACGAAGCGGGAACUCGGGAUCUCGAAUCGGCUUAUCCAUCCGCACAUGCUGUUAUCCCCAAAUUUUUGUGCUGUCUGCCUUCCUGUAACCAUGCACAAGGUUUUAUUGGGGACUUGGCUGAAGUGAGUUUCCCCGAGUAAGCAGCAUGAAAAUAGCGGUGAAAAAAGGGUGGAAGUCCAUAGCGCCAAUCCGUCUAACAGAGAAAUCUGCUCGACGUUUCUGUUUAUUUUCAAAAGUGAAGUCAGAUAGUGAUGGAGCCAAGAAAACUCCAGUAUAUCUUAAUGUGUACGACUUGACGCCAAUGAAUGGGUAUGUUUAUUGGGCUGGCCUCGGCAUAUUUCACUCUGGUGUCGAAGUCCAUGGCGUAGAAUACGCAUUCGGAGCACAUGACUAUCCGUCCAGUGGUGUUUUUGAAGUUGAGCCACGCCAAUGCCCUGGAUUUAAGUUCAGGAAGUCGAUAUUCGUCGGCACCACAUUGUUGGAUGCUACACAGGUUCGGGAAUUCAUGGAACGCCAAGCUGCAAAUUACAACGGCGACACUUACCACUUGAUCGUGAAGAAUUGCAACCAUUUCUGCAAGGACAUAUGCUACAAGCUGACCGGCAAAAGGAUUCCGAAAUGGGUAAAUCGACUGGCUAAACUAGGUUCAAUCUUCAACUUUGUACUGCCCGAAGCACUUAAAAUCACCGCAGUGCAGCACGACCCAAAAUUCCAGGCGUUCGAUGACAGCGAUAAAAGGCGACUAAGAAGUACAUUCAGCUGUCUAUCCUCCAUCUCGUCGAGGCAAAAGCAACUGUCGACUUCUUCUUUGUUGAUACAAUCUCCCCUCAAAGGAUGCCUACCUCCAUGGGAAUUGAAAAGAUCCGCCAACGGUUCGCUCAAAGAAAGGUAAGCGUAGUUGGGAAUGAACGCUCUGUUGAUGUUCUUGUUAGUAUCAGAUGCAUCGCCGUCGUGCUGUGCUUGUAUUUUGUCCGGCGACUGCUUCGUAAAUACUGUGUGAGGGACUGAUCUAGUUCAUGGAA